This is a messenger RNA of Spinacia oleracea (spinach), 1930 nucleotides long. RefSeq names its product protein DETOXIFICATION 12. The record is from RefSeq and is a predicted model, not a curated record. The coding region runs from base 219 to 1682 and encodes 487 amino acids. The transcript has 7 exons. Gene Ontology annotation, biological process: xenobiotic detoxification by transmembrane export across the plasma membrane. Lineage: Eukaryota; Viridiplantae; Streptophyta; Magnoliopsida; Caryophyllales; Amaranthaceae. Gene Ontology annotation, molecular function: xenobiotic transmembrane transporter activity; antiporter activity. Gene Ontology annotation, cellular component: membrane.
AGUGACGUAGCAUGCCUCCCCCAAUUCCAAAGUGUAAAAGUGAGCCGAUGUAUUUAAUAUUAUCCCGCAAGAUCCCAGAGAUGAACUGCAUAUAGAGUUGUAGUCGCAUACAAACUCUUAAAAUAAACCCUAUAUAAAAUGUCAUCUGAUUAAAAAACCAAAAAAGAAAGGUUUGAAUCAAUUUAGUGUAAGAAAGGCGGUGGCGCUGAGGUGGGAGGAUGGAAGAGGGGUUGUUAUUGAAGGCAGAGAGAAGAGAAGAAGGAAUGGUGGUAUUAAGAUGGAAAGAUAUAAGAGAAGAAGUGAAAAAAGUGAGUUGGUUAGCAGGUCCAAUGGUAGCAGUUGUAUUAUCACAAUAUUUAUUACAAGUUAUUUCAAUGAUGAUGGUUGGUCAUCUCGGUGAGCUUUCUCUUGCUAGUACCGCCAUUGCUGUUUCUCUUUGCGGUGUCACCGGUUUCAGUCUUCUGCUAGGGAUGGCAAGCGCAUUAGAGACUCUAAGUGGACAAGCUUAUGGAGCACAACAGUACAGGAAAUUGGGAACACAAACAUACACUGCCAUUUUCUCUCUUACAUUAGUGUGCAUCCCACUCUCUGUCCUAUGGAUUUUCAUGGGAAAGGUCCUCGUUUUUGUUGGACAAGAUCCUUCAAUAUCGCAUGAAGCUGGUAAAUUUUCAACAUACCUUUUGCCUGCCCUCUUCGCUUAUGCAGUUCUUCAACCUCUAGUUAGGUUCUUCCAAUCCCAAAGUUUGAUCAUGCCAAUGGUUGCAAGUUCCUGUGCUACUCUAUGCCUCCACAUACCCCUUUGUUGGGCUUUGGUAUUCAAGUCUGGGCUAGGAAACCUUGGUGGUGCUGUUGCUAUGGGUAUAUCAAAUUGGUUGAAUGUAACUUUUCUAGUCUUGUAUAUGAAGUUCUCUCCCUCGUGUGCUGCUACUCGUUCUCCACUCUCCAUGGAAAUUUUCCAUGGAAUCGGGGAGUUUUUCCGCUUAGCUAUUCCUUCUGCUAUAAUGAUUUGCUUAGAAUGGUGGUCAUUUGAGCUGCUGAUCUUACUAUCAGGCCUUCUACCCAAGCCAGAACUUGAGACUUCUGUUCUCUCUGUGUGCUUGACAACUAUUUCAACACUUUAUGCAAUACCUUAUGGAGUAGGAGCUGCUGCAAGCACCAGAGUCUCCAAUGAACUUGGGGCUGGAAACCCACAGGGAGCUCGUACAGCUGCUUGUGGAGUUGUGGUGAUUGCUGUGGCAAAUGGUGUUUUUGUAAGCUCAGUCCUUUUUGCUACACGGAAAAUUUUUGGCUUCACUUUCAGCAGUGAGAAGGAAGUUGUAGAUUAUGUCACCACAAUGGCACCUUUGAUCUGUGUUAGUGUUAUAAUUGACAGCCUACAAGGUGUUCUUUCAGGUAUUGCUCGAGGAUGUGGUUGGCAACAUAUAGGUGCUUUUGUGAAUCUUGCUGCUUUCUAUCUUUUCGGAAUUCCAAUUGCAGCAAUAUUAGGCUUCUGGGUGAAUAUGAGAGGAAGAGGCCUUUGGAUUGGAAUCCUGUCUGGUGCUACUGUGCAGACAUUGCUUCUGACUAUCAUAACAUGUUGUACAAAUUGGGAAAAGGCGGCAAAUAAAGCAUGGGAAAGAAUGUCCAAAACAAGUUACGGAUCAGAAACAAAUGUAGAUGAGCAACAACAGUUGAUUAACUAGUUUUCGUAAAAGCAGAUUUUGUCUGUAAAAGCAGAAAAGUCUGAUACAAAGGAUGCAACAGACGAAGUUUUUCACGAGCAUUGCAAACGGAAUGACAAUAAUGUUUAGUGAGUAGAUUGGCUCUUCAGGCCACAAUUUUGUGAUAUUGCGAAGAAUAGAAUAGAAUGAUUAUGCUCAAGUAGUAAUGUGCUAGGACAUAACGAGUAUUUGAUAAGCGGAAGUUUCAAAGAAAAAUCCCGUUUUGCUUC